AUGAUUCUAAUUUUAACUUUAACUAAAGUUGACUUUGACUUAGCGGAGGCGGAGACGUGCGCAGCGAAGGCGGCAGAGCGCGAGCGGCUCGCGCGGGACGAGAGCGACGCGCUGCGCGACCGCCUCGCGCUCGCCGACGCGUUGCAGAGCGAGGUGAGGUCAGAGCACGACGCGCUGGCCGCGCACUGCCAGCGCCUCACUCUCCAGCAGCAGCAGCUGGAGCUAGAGCUCGCACGCAAAAACGAAGAGUUAGAGCAACUCAGAUCGGAAACUGAGACCCAAAUAUCGGAUUUACAGCAACGACUCACGGAGGUGGAGCAUCAACUCGAGACUGAAAAGGCUACGCUUGACACUGAGAGGAAGAGGAAUGCAAUCUUGCAGGAACAAUUGUCAUCACGGGGAGAUAUAUCGCCGCCUCACUCAGUUGCAUCAGAUACACUCUCAGCAUCUUUAUGGGCUCCGGAGGAGGGCGGGCGCGGUACCCCGCCAGUGAUGUCGGGCAUGGGGGGUGCGGUGUCGGCGCCCGGCGUCGAGGAGGCGCUGGCGGCGCUGACGCGGCGCGACGGCGAGCUGCGCGCCGCCGCCUCCAGCCUGGCCGCGCUGCGCACCGAGCGCGCCGCGCUGCGCUCCCAGCUGGCGCGCCUGCACGAGCAGCUCGCGGACCAGCAGAGCCUCCAAGAGCAGUAUGAUGCAUUGUUGCAAAUGUAUGGCGAGAAGGAAGAGCAAUUGGCCGAGUUACGCUUAGACCUGCAAGAUGUGACGCAACUUUACAAGGCUCAAUUGGACGAGCUUGUGGCGCUGAAAGGCCAGCGGUAG
Molecule: messenger RNA, 816 nt
Organism: Parnassius mnemosyne (clouded apollo)
Lineage: Eukaryota; Metazoa; Arthropoda; Insecta; Lepidoptera; Papilionidae
Source: the annotation of a GenBank genome assembly